GUAUGUAUCCCCUAUAAAAUUGGCGAUUCUCGCAGUCCAGAGCGCAGUACGAGAAAAGUUUUCAAGAUGAGCUCAGCUCUUAUCCUGUGUCUGAUCCUGUAUUUGAUGGGCGUGGCUGUGGGUGCACCAGCGAGCACAUCACCUGAAAAGCCAAAACUCAAUUUAGAGAUUGAGGUUACUGCUGGGGAAAGCCCCACUGACUCAUCGACUUCUGGCUUAUCUGAGUUCGAGAAGGAAUGCGAGAUAGCAUGGCAAAAGUUCUUGGUCGACUUUGAUGUGCACUACAAAAAUGACAGCUUAAAGCCAGAAAUCACUAAAGAAUCAGCCAAGGACGAGAGCGACGAUAGCCAGGAUGCCAGGGAAAAGUUCUUGAUUAACUUUAGAUCGAAACAUAAAGAUUCAUUUGAAGCAAAGAGACGACGCGGUGUAUUUUGUGGAAACUGGAGGGCGAGUCUGGAGGGAAAUGUGCAGUAUGAUAAGACGACUGAUCGUGCCCUUGGGAAUCAACCGAGAAUCCAUCCCGCUCCCGAGAUUUCUAAGGAAGAAAUCAGCACAUCUAAGUCCAAGAUAAACCAUGAUGAUAACACAUGCCAGGCGGCUUGGGAGAAAUUUAUGAUUGACUUUAAGCGGAAAUAUGAAGAUGAUAAUGAAACCAAACAACGCCGAAAUAUAUUUUGCGACAACUGGAAUUCCAUACAAAAGCACAAUGUUCAAUACGAUUUGGGAAAUAUUUCCUUUAGGAAGGGCAUAAAUCAGUGGAGUGAUCUUACCGUAGAGGAGUGGAAGAAGAAACAACAGCCUGACUUUAAUACAGAGCUUUCUAAGCUUGAAAACACUACAAAAAUAUCUAAGGAUAUCAAUACAUGUCAGGCUGCAUGGAACAAGUUUCUGAUUGACUUUGGGCCAAAAUAUUCUGACGACACAGAAACUAAAAAACGCCGAAAUAUAUUUUGCGACAACUGGAAUUCAAUACAAAAGCACAAUGUUCAAUACGAUUUGGGAAAUAUUUCCUUUAAGAAGGGCAUAAAUCAGUGGAGUGAUCUUACCGUAGAGGAGUGGAAGAGCAAACAACAGCCUAAUUUAUCUCCAGAAUUUUCAAGAUAGGAACCGACUACAAAAAUGGAAAAUAUCACAAAAA
Messenger RNA from Drosophila erecta, 1138 nucleotides. RefSeq lists its product as uncharacterized. The transcript has 5 exons. Bases 67 to 1104 code for a protein of 345 amino acids. Lineage: Eukaryota; Metazoa; Arthropoda; Insecta; Diptera; Drosophilidae. The record is from RefSeq and is a predicted model, not a curated record.